Chaetura pelagica (chimney swift) is the source of this 1469-nucleotide messenger RNA. RefSeq names its product pelota homolog (Drosophila) (gene PELO). The record is from RefSeq and is a predicted model, not a curated record. Gene Ontology annotation, cellular component: cytoplasm. Bases 1 to 1113 code for a protein of 370 amino acids. The transcript is spliced from 3 exons. Lineage: Eukaryota; Metazoa; Chordata; Aves; Apodiformes; Apodidae. Gene Ontology annotation, biological process: ribosome disassembly; nuclear-transcribed mRNA catabolic process, non-stop decay; nuclear-transcribed mRNA catabolic process, no-go decay.
AUGGGUCCUCCACAGAAUAAGGACAGUCACCUCACCAACAGGGAUAUAGACAAAGCAGAGAUAUUUAAUGCAUUAUUUGCCUUUCUCUUCAGCACUGAUGAUGGUCUAAGGAGGUCUCAAUGCCCAGAACUGGAGGACCAUAGCUGCAAUAAGGAUCAACUCUUAGCUGGCCCUCAACUUGUGCAGGAUCUGCUUCUACAGUUAGAUCCCUACAAGUCCACCAGGCCUGAUGGAAACUGUCCAAGAAUCCUCAAAGGCCCAUCUGAUGUCAUCACUGGGCCUCCCUCUAUGAUUUUGAGGAGAUCCAGGGAAUCUGGAGAGAACGCAGUUGACUGGAAACUGGCUAAUGUUGUUCCAAUAUUCAAGAAGGCCGUGGUCAUGCAGGAAGGGUUGGCUCACGUCUGCCUGGUCACCCCGAGCAUGACGCUUACCCGUGCCAAGGUAGAGGUGAACAUCCCCCGCAAGCGGAAAGGGAACUGCAGUCAACAUGACCGGGCCCUGGAGAGAUUUUACGAGCAGGUCGUGCAAGCCAUCCAGCGGCAUAUCAACUUCGAGGUGGUGAAGUGUGUGUUGGUGGCUAGCCCAGGCUUCGUGCGGGAGCAGUUUUGUGACUACAUGUUCCAGCAGGCGGUCAAGACUGACAACAAGCUUCUGCUGGAGAACAGGUCCAAGUUCCUACAGGUCCACUCUUCCUCGGGACAUAAAUACGCACUGAAGGAAGCCCUCUGUGACCCAGCUGUGAAUAGCCGUCUCUCUGACACUAAAGCAGCUGGUGAGGUCAAAGCCUUAGAUGACUUCUAUAAAAUGCUGCAGCAUGAGCCUGACCGGGCUUUUUAUGGUCUAAAACAUGUGGAGAAGGCCAACGAAGCCAUGGCCAUCGAUACCUUGCUGAUCAGUGAUGAGCUUUUCCGGCACCAGGACGUGGCAACACGUGCCCGAUACGUUAAAUUGGUAGAUAGUGUGCGGGAGAACAUGGGCACAGUACGCAUUUUCUCCAGCCUUCAUGUGUCUGGAGAGCAGCUUGGCCAGCUGACAGGGGUGGCAGCCAUCCUGCGCUUUCCUGUUGCUGAGCUCUCUGACCAGGAAGAUGAAUCUAGCUCUGAAGAGGAUUGAUAACCAUGACUUCAUUACACAGUUUCUUUUCCAAGUCAUGUUGAAAUGACAUUAAAGGGCUCCCUGUUUCUAAAUACUUUGUGCAGUUGUGCCAUGACAUGUAAUUUAAGUUUUUUAUAGUAUUUCUUACUGCAUAUGACUCUCUUCAGCACACUAAUGGAUAUCUCUUCUAUGGUAAUGAUUAUUGGUAUACUGUGCAUUUGAGCUAACUGGUUUUGCAAGUUACACCCUGGACCUCUGGCAGUACAGGGAAAUAAUUUGACUCCCCAAAGCAGCUCAUUCUUCAUGUUAAGGCAGAUUGUCAGCUUAAUGGCUUUCGAUGUGUAUGAUAAGAUAAUAAAAUAAGAGGGAGAAAA